AGAGUGGGGGGCCGUGACGCCAUAAUCCCCUGGGCCCAGGGCCGGCGGCUGUGAGUGGCACCGCAGGCCCCCGCCCCCGGGGCCCGAGGGCUGGGCUGGCCUCGGUGGGGCCGGGUGCACGCAGUCGGAGGCGGCGCCGGUCAGGCCGCCAGGCGCCUAUGGACGCACGGAGCCCGCUGUCUCCCCGGGCCAGCGCGUUCAGCAUUGCCUCUCUGGUUGCAGCAGAGGCCGCAGAGCACACCGCUCGCCUGGGCCCCGGGUUCUCCGACCGGGUGAAGCUUCGCAGGCUGCUGGGAUCCCCGGCAGGGAUGCACUUCAGCACCGUCACCAGGGACAUGGAAGCCUUCACGGCCAGCAGCCUGAGCGGCCUGGGGGCGGCGGGGGGCUUCCCGGGCGCCGCGUCGCCGGGCGCCGACCCGUACGGCCCGCGCGAACCCCCGCCGCCGCGCUACGAGCCGUGCACCGCCGCCGCCCCCGGCGCCCCGGGCCCGCCGCACGCCUACCCGUUCGCGCCGGCCGCCGGGGCCGCCACCAGCGCUGCUGCCGAGCCUGAGGGCCCCGGGGCCAGCUGCACGGCCGCCGCCAAGGCGCCGGUGAAGAAGAACGCGAAGGUGGCCAGCGUGAGCGUGCAGCUGGAGAUGAAGGCACUGUGGGACGAGUUCAACCAGCUGGGCACCGAGAUGAUCGUCACCAAGGCCGGCAGGCGCAUGUUCCCCACCUUCCAAGUGAAGCUCUUCGGCAUGGACCCCAUGGCCGACUACAUGCUCCUCAUGGACUUCGUGCCAGUGGACGACAAGCGCUACCGCAUGCUGUGGCCCCUGCCCCGGCGUCCCAGGUACGCCUUCCACAGCUCGUCCUGGCUGGUGGCCGGGAAGGCAGACCCCGCCACGCCCGGCCGCGUACACUACCACCCCGACUCACCGGCCAAGGGGGCACAGUGGAUGAAGCAAAUCGUCUCCUUCGACAAGCUCAAGCUGACUAACAACCUGCUGGACGACAAUGGCCAUAUUAUUCUCAACUCCAUGCACAGAUACCAGCCACGCUUCCACGUGGUCUAUGUGGACCCGCGCAAAGACAGCGAGAAAUACGCUGAGGAGAACUUCAAAACCUUUGUGUUUGAAGAGACACGCUUCACUGCGGUCACUGCCUACCAGAACCACCGGAUUACCCAGCUCAAGAUCGCCAGUAACCCUUUCGCCAAAGGCUUCCGAGACUGCGACCCCGAGGACUGGCCCCGGAACCAUCGGCCCGGCGCGCUGCCGCUCAUGAGCGCCUUUGCGCGCUCGCGGAACCCCGUGGCCUCCCCCACACAGCCCAACGGCGCGGAGAAAGACGCGGCCGAGGCCCGGCGAGAAUUCGAGCGCGACGCGGGCGGCCCGGCCGUGCUCGGGGACCCGGCGCACCCGCCGCAGCUGCUGGCGCGGGUGCUGAGCCCCGCGCUGCCCGGGGCCGGCGUCCCGCUGCCCGGCGCGCCCGGAGGCCGGCCCAGCCCCCCGCACCCCGAGCUGCGCCUGGAGGCGCCAGGCGCGUCGGAGCCGCUGCACCACCACCCCUACAAGUACCCGGCCACCGCCUACGACCACUACCUCGGGGCCAAGAGCCGGCCAGCUCCCUACCCGCUGCCGGGCCUGCGCGGCCACGGCUUCCACGCGCACGCGCACCCGCACGCGCACCCGCACCACCACCCCGCCGUGAGCCCCGCAGCCGCCGCCGCCGCCGCCGCCGCCGCGGCCGCCGCCAGCAUGUACUCAUCGGCCGGGGCCGCGCCGCCUGGCUCUUACGACUACUGCCCCAGAUAAUGCGGGCGCCCGCCUGGGGGUCCGGUCCACCUAGCCCGGGGCCACCGGAGGCCCCCUUCCCGGGCCUCCAAGCCGUGGGGCCUCCAUCCGCCAGCCCCAGAGCUGUCCAAGGACCUGGUUCCCUGGCCCCCUGGCCCCAGGGCCACCGCGGGUCACUCCUCGGCCCCGAGGGCCCCGGGUCCGCACCGCCAGUGCCAAAGUGCGCGGUUCGCGCCGGAAGGAAGUGAUAUUUAUUGUUCUCCGCGAGACCGCGACGUCCCCCGGCCCGGCUGGCAGUUGCAGUGUAUACGACCCGAGAACCCGUCUGCAGGCGGUGUAGAUACUUGUAGAUAUUUGUAGAUAACUGUAGAUACCGCGCCGGCGCCGCCUUGAUAAACGGU
Molecule: messenger RNA, 2179 nt
Organism: Balaenoptera musculus (blue whale)
Lineage: Eukaryota; Metazoa; Chordata; Mammalia; Artiodactyla; Balaenopteridae
Gene: TBX1
Product: T-box transcription factor 1
Exons: 8
Coding region: 159-1799 (546 amino acids)
Biological process (GO): positive regulation of DNA-templated transcription; cell fate specification; regulation of transcription by RNA polymerase II
Cellular component (GO): nucleus
Molecular function (GO): RNA polymerase II cis-regulatory region sequence-specific DNA binding; DNA-binding transcription factor activity, RNA polymerase II-specific
Source: RefSeq, a predicted model, not a curated record